This is a messenger RNA of Necator americanus (New World hookworm), 1278 nucleotides long. RefSeq lists its product as uncharacterized. The record is from RefSeq and is a predicted model, not a curated record. NCBI's taxonomy places the organism in Eukaryota, Metazoa, Nematoda, Chromadorea, Rhabditida, Ancylostomatidae. The coding region runs from base 1 to 1278 and encodes 425 amino acids. The transcript has a single exon.
AUGGAGCCGCGCCGCUCUGGUCAGAUUCUGGAGAGGUGGCGAGAGUACUACAAUCACUUGUGUAACGAAGAGUUCUGUCAUCCUCCCAUGCCAACUGUUCCCAGCGUCGAGGGUCCUGUUCUACCAAUUACUGCCGUCGAAGUCAGUGCUGCUCUCGCAAAAAUGAAGUCGAACAAGGCAACCGGUCCUGAUGACAUACCUGCUGAUGUCUGGAAGCUGCUAGGAGAUCGAGGGUCCGUGUGGCUCGCAACUCUAUUUAACAAGAUCGUUGCAGAAGGACGGGCUCCAGACGUUGGGCAAACUUCCGUGACCGUGCCUGUCUGGAAAGGAAAAGGAGACAUUGCUGACUGCACCUCGUACAGGCCUAUACGACUGCUGUGCCAUACGAUGAAGGUUUUUGAGCGUGUGCUGGAAGCUCGUCUGAGGAAAAUUGUUAGCGUUUCACUCAACCAGUGCGGCUUUGUGAAGGACCGCAGCACUAUAGAUGCUGUCCAUGCUUUCCGUAUUCUCCUGGAGAAACAUCGAGAGAAGAACCGCAGUGUGCAUGUUGCUUUUCUCGAUCUCGAGAAAGCUUUCGACCGUGUCCUACAUGAGCUGUUAUGGAUGUCCAUGAGGUCGCAUAGAGUACCAGAAGAAUAUGUGCGGUGGACGAAGCUGCUUUAUGCGAAGCCUACCAGCGUUGUACGAUGUGCUGCUGGAACAAGCAGGCCAUUCCCUGUACAAGUAGGGGUUCAUCAGGGUUCAUCCCUCUCACCCCUGCUGUUCAUACUGUGCAUGGACACGAUAACGAAGGAAAUCCAGAAGCAGCAUCCGUGGACUCUACUCUUUGCCGACGAUAUCAUGCUCGCGUCGGAGUCUCGAGAUGAUCUUCAGAAACAAGAAACUUGGAAGGAUCAGCUGCAGCAAUAUGGAUUGCGCCUCAACACAUCAAAAACUGAGUACAUGGAGUGCGGACCAAGGAUAGAGGACGGUUCAAUUCGUGUCGAUGGCACCGAAUUAAACAAGGUGAACUGUUUCAAGUACCUUGGAUCCAAAGUGACUUCCACAGGCGACAUUGAUCAAGAAGGUCGAGCACGUGUUAAUGCGGCAUGGAUGAAAUGGAAAAUGGCAACAGGGGUACUGUGCGACAAGAAAGUCCCUGUUCGACUGAAGUCGAAGAUCUACAGGACGGUUGUGCGUCCUGUUGCCCUUUACAGAUGCGGUGCGGCCCUUUACGGUGCUGGCCGACAACGAAAGCCUUGGAAAGAGUGCUGCACGCUAUGGAGAUGCGGAUGUUGA